Molecule: messenger RNA, 1023 nt
Organism: Fusarium oxysporum Fo47
Lineage: Eukaryota; Fungi; Ascomycota; Sordariomycetes; Hypocreales; Nectriaceae
Exons: 3
Coding region: 1-1023 (340 amino acids)
Source: RefSeq, a predicted model, not a curated record
AUGUCCUCAAAUCCAUUCAUCGUCUCUUGGUGGCCAUUGGCUCUUGCAGAUCCAGCAUUAUUCCAUGUUUCUAUACAGACGGCGUCAUUAGAUGAAGAGAGGCGUGCCCAGAAGGGCUUCCCUAUAUCAGAACUUCUCAUGGUAGAUUCUGUAUCUCUAAUACGGAAGAAGAUAGGGAGUUCGUUGCUGGCGAUUCAAGAUGAGACAUUGAACUCUGUUGUCACCUUGGCUGCCAUUGAACAUGGAAAGGGGAAUAUUGAAGCCAGUAGAGCGCAUAUAGACGGGGCUAAACGUAUUGUUGGGAUCCGAGGUGGACUUGAUCAAGUGAAACAAGUAAGCCCGUUGACCGCGAGGAUGAUUGCUUGGGUAUCGUUGCUCGUCACAGGCUCUCCUCAAUAUGCAAUACAGGACGACCUCGGAAUUGGAGAUGGAGUUGGUCCAACACUGCAAUGGCUUCUCGCAUCAUCCUUCCUUGAAAUACAAGACCCUGUUGUUGACACUCUCCAUCUCGAUCGCGACAUAGCAGAUAUCUUGACUCGAUUGCGCGGCAUAUUUCACCAACCGAACGCUUUGAGUUUAUUGGGCACCGAACUUCACGAUCUUACAUGUUUCGUGGUUCAUAAGCUCCUGCUCAUCCCGCCACUCACGGACUCGCCCCAGUCGGAGUGUCUACGAUGCGCCAUGACACUUUACAUGCUUAUCAUACACGGCACAACUUAUUACACGCAUACAGAGUUGGCCAACAGUAUUAUUCAGCGCCUCAAGAGCCAGCUCCAACCUUUAGCAGGUAAAACGGGCAACGUCUUCCUCGGUUCCUUGCAGAUCUGGGUCCUUUCAGUCACAAUUGUCUCGGCUACGGACCCAACAGAUAUUCAAUGGCUGAUAUACGCAGCCAAGAUUGCGGCAAAUGCUAUGAGUCUGCAAUUUUGGGAUGAUGUUGUUGUCCAUUUACAGAAUAUUCUGUGGCUAGAGACGGAGCGAGCAGAUGUAUUCCGACAGCAGUGGGAAGCAAUUCUGACAUGA